AUGCGUCCAGUCACGACAUCGGCAGGCUCUGCCCUGCGCACUUGGACCCGGCACAGCCUUCCUACCAGCUCCUCAUCCUCGGCUUCCUCCCAGUCCUCCCAAUCCUCCGGAGCAGAGACAGCAGGUAGCUCCAGCUUCCAAAGCCCAUUUGGCAGCGCGCCCAAGUAUGAUACGCGCAAGAUCCCCAGCUUUAAGACAUACGAGUCCAAAAAUUCCGAGAUCACCAAUCGAGUCUUCCAGUACUUCAUGGCCGGGUCAAUGGGGCUGUUGGCUGCUGCGGGAGCAAAAAAUACCGUGCAAGACUUUCUAGAAAACAUGUCCGCCUCCGCCGACGUGCUGGCCCAAGCCAAAGUGGAAAUCGACUUGGGCUCCAUCCCCGAAGGCAAGAACGUGAUUAUCAAAUGGAGAGGUAAACCCGUCUUCAUCCGUCACCGUACCGAGGACGAGAUCAAGGAGGCGGAAUCUGUUGACAUCUCGAUCCUGCGUGACCCUGAAAAAGAUUCCGACCGUGUCAAGAAACCCGAGUGGCUGGUCAUGUUGGGCGUCUGCACACACUUGGGGUGCGUCCCCAUUGGGGAAGCGGGCGAUUUUGGUGGCUGGUUCUGCCCUUGCCAUGGAUCGCAUUAUGAUAUUUCGGGACGAGUGAGAAAAGGACCCGCGCCGUUGAAUUUGGAAGUACCCGAAUAUGAUUUCCCAGAGGAGGAUAAAUUGGUCAUUGGUUAG
Molecule: messenger RNA, 723 nt
Organism: Cladophialophora psammophila CBS 110553
Lineage: Eukaryota; Fungi; Ascomycota; Eurotiomycetes; Chaetothyriales; Herpotrichiellaceae
Product: ubiquinol-cytochrome c reductase iron-sulfur subunit
Exons: 4
Coding region: 1-723 (240 amino acids)
Biological process (GO): mitochondrial electron transport, ubiquinol to cytochrome c
Cellular component (GO): membrane
Molecular function (GO): 2 iron, 2 sulfur cluster binding; quinol-cytochrome-c reductase activity
Source: RefSeq, a predicted model, not a curated record